Molecule: messenger RNA, 1921 nt
Organism: Zea mays
Lineage: Eukaryota; Viridiplantae; Streptophyta; Magnoliopsida; Poales; Poaceae
Product: translocon Tic40
Exons: 15
Coding region: 180-1460 (426 amino acids)
Biological process (GO): chloroplast organization; protein import into chloroplast stroma
Cellular component (GO): chloroplast thylakoid membrane; chloroplast inner membrane
Source: RefSeq, a predicted model, not a curated record
CAAUCGUCAUCCCAUGAUCCCAUCCCAAAACUCCCCGUCUCUACUCCCUACUGGCCUCCUCCCACGAGUCGGAUACCGAACCUCGGCGGCGUCGGCGCCACGCGAGCAAAAACCCUAGUGCGAGCAAGCGAGAGGCAGAGACCUCAGUGCCUCGAGCAACGCGCGCCCGGCCCGACGGCAUGGAGAGCCUCAUCCUCGCCUCCUCCUGCUCCGCGUCCCCACGGCUCCCGCUACUCUCCUCCGCCGCCCGCUUCCGCGGGCUGCCCGUUUCCGUGCCGCCGCCGUCUUCGGCGUCCAUCAGCGGUGCCGCGAGGAAAGGGCCGAUGAGGCCCAGGCUCUUCGUUGCCGCGGCGGCGGCUCCUCGCGGCUCCGGAAACGUUUUCGAGGGAUUGAGAGCAAAAGGCUUUGCAAGCAUGUCAUCUUCGACUGGCAAUGAGAAUAUGUCUACUGGAACUGGUACACUACCUCCCAUGCCACCCACAUCAUCAUAUAUUGGUUCACCUGUUUUCUGGAUUGGAGUUGGUGUAGCAUUGUCUGUGGCGUUUACCACGGUCUCUUCCAUGUUAAAGAGAUAUGCCAUGCAACAAGCAUUUAAGUCAAUGAUGACCCAGUCAGCACCAAACUCAUUUGGCUCCAACUCGCCUUUCCCAUUUAGCAUGCCGCCACAGGCAUCUCCUACUGCUCCAAGCACUUACCCGUACUUGGAACCAAAGAAAGAUACUUCCCCGCAUGUGUCAACUGUUGAUGUCUCAGCUAAUGAAGUGGAAGCCACUGGAACAUCGAAAGAGGUGGAUGUUACUGAAACGCCAAAACCUUCAAAGAAGUUUGCAUUUGUUGAUGUUUCUCCCGAAGAGUUGCAGCAAAAGAACCUCCAAUCUUCACCGGAGACGGUAGAUGUAAAACAUGAUAGUACAUACAGUGAAAGUAAGGAGGAUACUGAGGAACAAGUUCCCACAAUUAGUACAAACACUGAAAGUAAGGAGGAUACUGAGGAAAAAGUUCCCACAAAUGGAGCAUCUUUUAAGCUGAACGAAGGUGCUGCUCAUGGGCCAACUGAAUCUAAUAACUCGGCAUCUAUGCUAUCCGUUGAGACAAUUGAGAAAAUGAUGGAAGAUCCAGCUGUGCAGAAGAUGGUGUAUCCCUACUUGCCUGAAGAGAUGCGGAACCCAAAUUCAUUCAAGUGGAUGCUGCAGAAUCCAAUGUACCGCCAACAACUACAGGAUAUGCUAAAUAACAUGGGCGCAACUCCUGAUCAAUGGGAUAACCGCAUGCUUGAUCACCUUAAGAACUUCGACCUUAGCAGUCCAGAAGUGCGGCAGCAGUUUGCGCAAGUUGGCAUGACUCCUGAGGAAGUAGUAUCGAAAAUAAUGGCAAACCCAGAUGUAGCUGUUGCAUUCCAGAAUCCAAAAAUACAGACAGCCAUCAUGGACGUAAGACCAUUGCUCGCAGAACCCUCUUAACAUUGUAAAAUACCAAAAUGACAAGGAGGUCAUGGAUGUUUUCAUGAAGAUAUCACAAAUCUUCCCCCAAAUUAACGGCUAGCUGAUCUUCGUCGUGGGAUAGCACUUCUGAUUUUUGUCGGCCCGUCAUCUCCAGUCUGGAGGGCUGCUGCGGUAGCAUCUAUCAAGAAAAGGGUCGUGACGCUCCGAUAUACCCUCCCCGUGUCAAGGUUUUUGAGUUUCUUAUGUACAUCAUGUGAUGUAGCGGCCUUGGUUUAGCUAUGAGUAAUUGAGUAUGACCCUUGCCAGUUCAUUAAGUCAGGCUAUUGACAUAGCAGGGUCCAAGUUUUUAUUAAGCCAGCCAAUCAGUGGAAAGGUGCAGCAGAGACGGUUCGUAUCAGAUCAAUUUUGAUAUAUAAUUGUUAUUAUUAAUCUGUAAUAUAUUAGAGACACAAUGGCAAUGCAAGUAAUCUGUUACGACA